AUGGUUAAUACUCAAAUAGAAAAGACGUUAUCCUGGAACGAGUUCGUGUCAGAUUUAAUGCUUAAAGGGGAGGUUGAUCAAAUCCACAUCGUCCCUGGAAACGAUACAGUUAGAAUCAAGUUACAUCAAGGUGCUAUAUUUCAAGGAAAACCAGUAUUGUACCCCUAUAUGAGACUCCAGGUGGCUGAUACAACCAGAUUAGAAGAGAAAAUUCGAAAGAUUGAACAAGAUAUUGGAGUGAAGGUGGAAGAUCAGGUGUCUAUAUCGUAUUGGAGACCAGGAGCUACAGAAUCUAUAGGAGCGAUGUUAAUAGUGUGUGGAAUUCUGGCCAUGGUGCUCAUGUUAUUAGGGAGAAGUCUGAAAAAGAUGCCUACAGAUAUGAUGGGUGGAAUGCAGCGUGCAAAGUUUGUUCGAGUGGAUGUCCAGUCUCAACAGAAUAAAGAUAAAGCUAUAAGAUUUAAAGAUGUGGCUGGACUAAGAGAGGCUAAACAAGAAAUGUUAGAAUUUGUAGAUUAUCUAAAAACCCCAGAUAGAUACAAGGAAUUGGGAGCUAAGAUUCCACGAGGUGCCAUCUUGUUAGGUCCACCAGGGUGUGGUAAGACAUUGUUAGCCAGGGCAGUGGCCUCGGAGGCAGGUGUACCCUUUCUAGCCAUGGCAGGGUCAGAAUUUGUAGAAAUGAUAGGAGGUGUGGGAGCUGCAAGAGUUCGAGAUUUAUUUAAAGAAGCUAAGAAGAAAGCACCAUGUAUUGUUUAUCUUGAUGAAAUUGAUGCCAUUGGUCGAAAACGUGGCGGAGGACCAUCAAGUAGUUCAGAAGAGGAGAGUACGUUGAAUCAGUUACUGGUAGAAAUGGACGGAAUGGAGACCAAUAAAGGCGUCAUCAUGUUAGCCUCAACUAACAGAGCUGAUGUUUUAGAUAAUGCUUUAUUACGUCGUGGAAGAUUUGACCGACAUAUUACAAUAGAUCUGCCUACUAUGAUAGAACGAAGGGAAAUAUUCGAGAUGUACACCAAGAAAUUAAAAACAUCAACGUCAGCUGAGAGUUUAUCACCUAAAUUAGCUCAGCUUUCACCUGGCAUGAGUGCUGAUAUAGCUAAUGUAUGUAAUGAAGCUGCCAUUCAUGCUGCCAGAUAUUCUAAAACAAUUAUAGAACCUGUUGACUUUCAACAUGCUUUAGAAAGAAUUAUAGCAGGUGCUGCGAAGAGGUCAAGGUUAUUGUCUCCGUCAGAAAAGAAAGUUGUAGCGUACCACGAAUCAGGACAUGCUCUAGUUGGUUGGAUGUUGAAAUAUACAGAUGCUUUAUUAAGAAUAUCUAUCGUGCCUCGUACUAACAAUGCCCUCGGUUUUACUCAGUUUCUACCCCAAGAUAAAAAACUCUACAGUAAACAAGAGUUAUUUGAAAGAAUGUGUAUGGCACUAGGAGGUCGAGCUGCAGAAGUUAUAAUAUUUAAUCAGACUACUACUGGAGCCCGAGAUGACCUUGAUAGAGUGACGAAGUUGGCAUUUGAACAGAUCAGAUCUUACGGAAUGAAUGAGAACAUUGGACCUAUAGCAUUCCCUGCUGAAGCCGAGGGUUCUAUAACUGGUGGAAAACCCUACAGUAAAAAAUUAGCAGCCACCAUGGAUGAGGAGGCACGUGCCAUGAUAGCUCACGCUUUCUCUAAAACAGUGGAAUUACUUGAAGCCAAUAAAGAUAAAUUACAUAAGCUAUCUGGUGUAUUAUUAGAAAAAGAAGUUUUAAAUUACGAAGAAAUCAAGAAACUAAUUGGUCCACCUCCAUUUGGUGAAAAAAAUACCAUAGAAACGAUUGGUUGGGAAGGUGAUUUACCUUCACCUGAUACGAUUCCUGCAACAGAACCACGGAAAGACGCAGAAAUCUGA
Messenger RNA from Lottia gigantea (owl limpet), 1878 nucleotides. RefSeq lists its product as hypothetical. Gene Ontology annotation, biological process: mitochondrial protein processing; protein-containing complex assembly. The coding region runs from base 1 to 1878 and encodes 625 amino acids. The record is from RefSeq and is a predicted model, not a curated record. Gene Ontology annotation, cellular component: membrane; m-AAA complex. Gene Ontology annotation, molecular function: ATP hydrolysis activity; metalloendopeptidase activity; ATP-dependent peptidase activity. The transcript is spliced from 16 exons. Lineage: Eukaryota; Metazoa; Mollusca; Gastropoda; Lottiidae.